This is a messenger RNA of Symbiodinium pilosum, 648 nucleotides long. Lineage: Eukaryota; Dinophyceae; Suessiales; Symbiodiniaceae. The record is from the annotation of a GenBank genome assembly.
AUGCCGGGUCUUCUGGAAGAUGAUCAAACUGAAUCCUCCGAGAAGAAUGAUGCUGCAGCAGAGGUAGAGAUUUGGAGCCUUCUGCUGGAGGAUUUGCCAACCGAGGGGACAACUGGAGCUACUGGCUUCCUGGAGAGCCUGACUCCGGAGACGAUAGGCGGCCAAAGCAGCUCAUCGGCUCAGUUCAGCUUUGGAAGCCCAAGCCUGCAAGGAAGCUGCAAUCCAGAAAUUCCCCCGGCAGAUCCCGCGUUCUACAAGCAAUGGCCAGGCGAAACUUUCGAGCAGUACACCCAGCGGCUCCUUGGAAUUCCGUUCGACCAGACCUGCGCAGAGGCCCGCGCUGAAGGGCACUGGGAGCAGGAAGCCUCCUUUGACUUCGAUGUCGAAUGCGAGGAGAUCCAGGGGACCGCAGUCACGGACGUCCUGGUGUCCGACUGCGUCGCCUUCGGCGGCGUUGACGACCGGCCGAUGCUCGAGAUGAACGGCACGCUGGGAAGCAGAACCAUGGAGCGGCCUCUGGAGUAUAUCGAGCAGUGGCAAGCGCACGAAAGAACGAAGUGGUUCGGGGAAAACAGAACCGUCCCCACCCGCAACCCCGACGCGGAGGAGGAGCGCAACUCUCGACUGGACAAGGCUCUCCACCAUCCA